Messenger RNA from Arvicola amphibius (Eurasian water vole), 1176 nucleotides. It is a transcript of the gene Sox1, whose product is annotated as SRY-box transcription factor 1. The record is from RefSeq and is a predicted model, not a curated record. NCBI's taxonomy places the organism in Eukaryota, Metazoa, Chordata, Mammalia, Rodentia, Cricetidae. The transcript has a single exon. The coding region runs from base 1 to 1176 and encodes 391 amino acids. Gene Ontology annotation, molecular function: DNA-binding transcription factor activity, RNA polymerase II-specific; RNA polymerase II cis-regulatory region sequence-specific DNA binding. Gene Ontology annotation, biological process: anatomical structure morphogenesis; regulation of DNA-templated transcription; cell differentiation.
AUGUACAGCAUGAUGAUGGAGACCGACCUGCACUCGCCCGGCGGCGCCCAGGCGCCCACGAACCUCUCGGGCCCGGCCGGGGCGGGCGGGGGCGGUGGUGGGGGCGGGGGCGGCGGUGGCGGCGGGGGCACCAAGGCCAACCAGGAUCGGGUUAAGCGGCCCAUGAACGCCUUCAUGGUGUGGUCCCGCGGACAGAGGCGCAAGAUGGCCCAGGAAAACCCCAAGAUGCACAACUCGGAGAUCAGCAAGCGCCUGGGAGCCGAAUGGAAGGUCAUGUCCGAGGCCGAGAAGCGGCCGUUCAUCGACGAGGCCAAGCGACUACGCGCACUGCACAUGAAGGAGCACCCGGAUUACAAGUACCGGCCACGCCGUAAGACCAAGACGUUGCUCAAGAAGGACAAGUACUCGCUGGCCGGUGGGCUGCUGGCGGCCGGCGCAGGUGGCGGAGGUGCGGCCGUGGCCAUGGGCGUGGGCGUGGGCGUCGGGGCGGCGGCGGUGGGCCAGCGCCUGGAGAGCCCGGGCGGCGCGGCUGGAGGCGGCUACGCGCACGUCAACGGCUGGGCCAACGGUGCCUACCCGGGCUCGGUAGCUGCGGCGGCUGCAGCCGCGGCCAUGAUGCAGGAGGCACAGCUAGCCUACGGGCAGCACCCAGGCGCGGGCGGCGCGCACCCUCACGCGCACCCGGCGCACCCGCACCCGCACCAUCCGCACGCGCAUCCUCACAACCCGCAGCCCAUGCACCGCUACGACAUGGGCGCACUGCAGUACAGCCCCAUCUCCAACUCUCAGGGCUACAUGAGCGCUUCGCCUUCGGGCUACGGUGGCAUCCCCUACGGCGCCGCAGCAGCCGCCGCCGCCGCUGCUGGCGGCGCGCACCAGAACUCGGCUGUGGCGGCCGCGGCGGCUGCAGCGGCGGCAUCGUCGGGUGCCCUCGGUGCCCUCGGCUCGCUGGUCAAGUCAGAGCCCAGCGGCAGCCCGCCGGCCCCUGCGCACUCGCGGGCGCCGUGCCCCGGGGACCUGCGCGAGAUGAUCAGCAUGUACCUGCCCGCCGGCGAGGGUGGAGACCCGGCGGCGGCAGCGGCUGCCGCGGCCCAAAGCCGGCUGCACUCGCUGCCACAGCACUACCAGGGCGCGGGCGCGGGUGUCAACGGCACGGUGCCCCUGACGCAUAUCUAG